Monosiga brevicollis MX1 is the source of this 5742-nucleotide messenger RNA. RefSeq lists its product as uncharacterized. Lineage: Eukaryota; Choanoflagellata; Craspedida; Salpingoecidae. The transcript is spliced from 20 exons. Gene Ontology annotation, biological process: maturation of 5.8S rRNA from tricistronic rRNA transcript (SSU-rRNA, 5.8S rRNA, LSU-rRNA); maturation of LSU-rRNA from tricistronic rRNA transcript (SSU-rRNA, 5.8S rRNA, LSU-rRNA). The record is from RefSeq and is a predicted model, not a curated record. Bases 1 to 5742 code for a protein of 1913 amino acids. Gene Ontology annotation, cellular component: nucleolus.
AUGGUGGAGGAACAACUGGCCACGCUGCGCAAGCAGCUGGCUGAUCCUCAAACGGCCAUCUCGCCGGGCCUGGAAACCUAUAACGCCUUGGUGCGCGAGUCAGAGUCUCAGCAAGAGCUGGCCCCCAUCACGCAUGCUUUGCUGCAAGUCGAUCCAGCUGGCAAGCUGUUGAUGCAGGUGUGGGAGCAGCAGCGCACCCGCUUUCAGUACAAAGACAUACAUGUGGUCAUGCGACUGUCCGCCAAACCAGCACUGACCUUCAACUUCGUGAAGCUGGCUCGGCUCUGUGUCGUGCCAUUUGCCAAGAUGAGUGGCGUGGUGUCCAGCUGGCCCUGCAGUCCUCUCGGUUCCCUCAGCAAAAGCUUGUCACGUGCAGUACGCCGCCCUGGUCUUGCGCGCAAGAGCAAGACCAAUCUCCUCAACCCCUCAGCACUCCUACGCAUCGGCUCGCUGUACUCUUACGUUGAACCUGAGGCAGCAGGGGCUACCGCCGAAGGGGAGGAGGCUGAAGCGGACACUGUGGAGGGAGAUGAGAUCAAAGAUGAAGCCACCAAUCCCAUAUCGGGAAGUUUGGCAAGUGAUGGCACACCCUUGCCCAAACGCUGGCGCCCGAAUAGCAAGCGUACCGUGGGAAACCACGUUUUGUUCAAGCUCCUUUGCUCUCUGUCUUCUCCCCUUGAGGAUUCACUGAAACAUGAGCUGGCCUUGACUAUCCUCAAGUACUGCCCCGAGCUGUUGCCCCUGUAUUUUGCUCAGCCCUCGCUGUCAUGCGAGCCUCAGCUGGUAGUCCGCUGGCUGGCUGCCAUGACGCUGGCUGCUGAAGCCCUUCAAUUGCCGCUGCCUGGUGCCAGCUGGUUCGGCGCAGUGGGCACUUUGUCGCACCGUCUUGAAUCCAUCUUGCCUGAAUGUCUGCGCCAGUCCGUCUUGCAUCGAUGCCUGAGCUCCUCCUCGCCUCUCAUUUUGCACGCCACCGGCCGUUGCCUGGUCGCCGUGCUCCGGCGCGCCAUGGUCACUCUGCAACUGGAAGUCUCGGGGGGCUCUCGCCUGGUGGGACUCCGUUCGGCCCUGCUCGUGGCCCUGCGUGGCCGCCUACCUGACCCCCAAGACGUACUCAAAGCCAUUGCCGUCCUGUCCAAGCUGACGCCUGCUUGGCCCGCCGCUGUGGGCAAUUACCUUGCGAUCCUUCAACUGUACCAACCCAUCUUUCCCGUCUGGGCUCUGGCCUACGAUAUGGGACGCUGGAUGCCCGCUCCGCACCAAUUGGGAACAACCCCGGACCAAGUCCAAAUGGCACUGCUGCAGACUCUGCGCAAAGCCAGUCACGUGCAAUGGUCUGCCACGGUGCCCAGCGCUCGCUUGGUGGUGGGCCCGCCGCGUGCGGGUCAGAAGGAGGCUCAAUUGCACACUUUGAGCCGCUUUGGCUGUUUGUUGGCCCUUUACAGCUGGACCGAGUCACGAGAUGUGCGCACCUUGGCACGCCGCAUGCUUGUAGAGCAACUGCUUCAUUUGGAUGGCUGUCUACCCGCGCACGAGCUCGAGGCGGGCCUUUGGAUUGAUGCUCUUCCCAGUGACCCCGUGGCCAUUGCUACCUUGGACAUCAUCUAUCUACAAACGGCCAAACAAAGUCUCAAAUGGCUGGACCGCGCGUCCCAGUUGGCCGACGAGAGUGGCCAGCCGUGGCCCGCGGAUCAAUCGCCUCUUUGCCUCGUAGCCCAACAUCAACUGGAUUACUGGUUCAAGCACUAUGCCAAAGAUGGGCGCCAGGCCUCUGCCGUUCUGUACGUCUGCUACGUCCUUUUGCACAUGUCCACAAAUCCACACCACUGGGUCGAAGUGCGCCUCCUGUCCGAGUGGACCAAGCGUGAUAGCAUCCCCGCUGCUCCUCGCCUUUUGGCCGCGGCUGCCCUCUUGGCUCUAGCCAUUGAGCCUGCCCAGACCAGCACUGAGGCAUUUGCACAAGCACGUGAGCUGGUGGUUGCCCAUCAACAGCAGAACAACGAUAAGGGGCAACUCGCCGGGAACAAGGCCCGUGAUCCCGUCAGCCUGGCUCGGUCGGUGACGGAUAUUGCCACCGGCGUCUUGGCCGGCAAUCGUCUACAGCACCUGGUUUCCACACCCCUGCCCCACACGCGGCUCACGGCAUCGGUCCUCGCCGCUGAAAUACGAGCGCGCGGUGCCCAUGCUCUUCCAUCUGCCAAGCCACCCUUGACACCCGCUGUCGAGCUGCUUCGCAUCCCGGUGGUGUUUUUGGAAGCCACCCUCGCCACAGACAGCAUCACCGCACGAGUGGCUGCCCUUGAGGCUCUACUGUACCACCCGAGUUGGGCUGACGGGUCGGCUUCACAGCAAGCGCUCUUGCUGCGCCGUGUUGAUACGGAUCUAACCCGCGAAUUGCAAGCAGUUCGGCAACACGGCAUCAACGGCGAGUCGGAAGAUGAUGCCCGUGCGGAAAUGUGGCGUCACCUGAUCUCUUUGUACGUGGGCUUGGUUGUGAAGCUGCUCGCUCGCCCAGGUCUGGCCGACUUGGCUGGUCAGGCAGCUCGCCGUGGAUUACAACAUGGGUUGACUUUGUUGCAGCUCUGCGCACAGCAAGCACAACCGCAACCUGCCAUCUUGGAUACCGUGCUGGAGCUCGGUGCCGUUGCUCUGAGUGAAGGCCACAUCACGGCUGAGCUCCUUAUUCAGCUGGCGAUCGAGGGCACAACUGAAGCGGCAAGCGACCGUGAACGUGUCAUGAUUCCAGUGAACGGCCAGUACAUUGCUGUCGCACCGGCCAUGGCCCUGACCCUGGCCUUGCUGCCUCGCUUGCAACCAGAAGAGCUAACGACGGCAAUCCAGCUCAUGGUGGCAACACUGACCAAAAAUUCUCCAAAACCUUCUCUGGAAGCUUUUCAGCCGUGCUUUCUCGCCGCACUCCAAGCGCUGCGCGAACAUGAGGCCACUGUGCUACCUGUCGCCCUCACACCCGUUCUUGACGCUCUACUGAUUAUUCAGCUGGAGCAAGGCAUUACCCACCCCGGGGUGGUCGAGGUCUUGCUCGAGCUGGGUUACUUGGCCGAUGCCAGUGAUCUAGAACUCAAAUGGGCAGAUUUCGCCAAACUCGACGUGUCAGCGCUGUUGAACAGCCCGGUGCAGUCCACCACUACGGACAAACUUCUCGAGUGGCUCAGCACACAUAUCCCUGCUCUUGCUGGCCUCAUCUCGUCUCAAUUCCUGACAAACCCGGCCUCGCUCGUGGCUUUUCCUCGAACCAUGCUGCGCGAAGCUUGCCGUCAUUGCAAUCUUCCCCCCUUCGCGGAGGUGGAGAGGCUUUGUAAGCCAUUGAGCAGCCUGGUUGGCACCGAUGCUAGCGUCUUCCUAGGCGCUUGGGAUCGCCUGCCGCAACUGGCUACAUCGCAGUCUCCUGGUCUGGAAAUGGUCACUGGAGUCGUACUUGAACAGAACGAGGAUGCGACCGGUUUGCUUGCCGCUCGCGUUUGUGGUCCUACUCAAGCAAACCUGGCCGAGGGCGCGCUUUCGGACAACCCCGAGGCUGUGACGCUGGUUCGUCUUCUUCUUCGAGCGAAGCAGGAUCAAAGGCCAUGGACCAUGCUUUUGGCCGAUCUGACACAUGCGCUAGUCACGGUGGGACGGGCCGUGACCCAGUUGCGGCGAUCCCUUAACACGGUGGCGAGUUCCACCAACCGCUUGGCCACCACCGCGCCUUUGCCUGGCGUGCUGCCCAUGGCCCAAGUGGAUGCUGCUCUUGUUGCUUAUAACGAAACAGUCGCCGCUCUUCUUGGCCUCUCCUACCUCGAUCUGGACAUUCACAUCCUUCGACUGGUGACCGAUCAUUACCAAACGAUGGAGCGUCUUGAAGCUGUGGGGGGUACAAAUUCGAUUGUGGAUCUGUAUACCCUGACGAGUCAAUGCGCAAGCUCGCCCCUCUUACGCAAGGUUCUCAACAACAAUCAAGCUGAACGCCGGGCGGUGGUGGAGUUGCUGCUAUACCUUGUCAAGCGCAAACCAGAGUCAUUGCAAGGGGCUUUGGGUGAUACACUGGCUGUUGCCUAUCAUGGCACUCUUGAGGCAGUGGACUGCCUCAUUCAACGCUCGUUGGCCGAAACGGAAACCAGCAGCGGUCGUGGAUGUGGACCGGAGCAAUGCAUCGUCGGUGAAGAAGCCGAUGUUGCCCGCCACUCCCUCUCGGGUGUGGGUGACCUGCGUCAAUCAGCCGCCUGCCGAGCGGGCCUUGGUCGACUCGACGAGCUGCGCAUGCAAGAGACUUUGCGCGCGUUUCCGCGUGAACGGCGCUUGCACGACAGCGAAGAGGCGACUGGUGGCAUGGAUCUAGACACGGACAUGGAUCCGGACACAACCUCGAUGGAGACUCUUGCAUCAUCAAACCGCAACACCAACUUGGUGACAGCGGUGUAUGAUCCACGCUUUAUCCUAGCAUUGGCUCGAUUCUGCGUCGCGGACGUUAAGCUGGACCUGCUGCGUGAGCUUGUCGACUGCAACGUUCUCAGCUUUGUCAUUCUUUGCCUUACUUCUGAGGAUGCAUCAGUGCGCUUGGUGGCCGCCGGAAUCUUGGGACUGCUGCGCCAGCAUCUUAAGGAGUCGACAUCAGACAUCAAAUUUGCCGUCGAAGUGCACCUGGAUCUGCUUGGCAACUCGAUGGAUCCUGGCAUGUUGGAGGCCGGGCCUCUGCAAACAGUACACGCACUGUUUGUGGCCCGUGCCUUAAGGCUUGCCCUUCGACCUGAUUCAGUGCCCAUGCAUCCCAUCGUCACAGAUUACAUUACCUCACGACCGUUCUUGGACCUUGAGGACACGCCACUCUUCUUCCGUCUGCUGUACAGCUCGGACAUGCAACAGCUCGAUGAACGCCGCUGGCUUUUUCGCUUCCUGACGGCCUCGCUACAAUCGGAAGCCGACUUUUUCAUUCUUUGCCGUCGUCACGUUUUUGAGCUGGUCAUGAGCUUUGCUCUGGCGCCUGUAUGCGACGUGACCCUGCUGGGCGAGGUUCUACGCUUGCUGCGCCAGGCGUGCCAACACUCGGCGGGCGUUCGCGACUUGAGCAGGCGUUUUGGCCUUCUCCCAUGGUUGGCAGCACGCCUGGGGCUAAUGGACGACUGCAGGCCCUCACUGCACUUGUUGGAGCUGUGGGUGGACUUGGUCGAGGUGUUGCGCCUCAGUGCUAGCUUCUACGCCUCCCUUCGAACCAGCCCGGAGCUGGUGGAGGUUGCCCUGAUGGUCCAAACGCUGGUGCCCGCCAUGCUAAGCCUCCAAGAAAGGGUCACCGUCACGGGAAGCAUGAAUGCAGCCCAGGUGCAACAGCGUGAGCAGCUCCUCAUGCGCGUUUACAUGACCACAGUUGGCUUGGUGGACGACUUGCUGCAGGCUGGAUCGGAGCGUUUGGCCCCUUUGCUACAGGCUCCCUGCCAGGCGUUGAUGGUGCGCGCCGUGGCUUGGAGUACACAGCUGGCCGCGCCUGAGGUCACCAAGUGCUGCGAGUUGGCUGCCCACUGGUUGCAAGCCCAAGUCGCAAUUGACCAGGAGACCGAACUGGCACACCAAAUGACCGUGUUGUGUCGUCGCUUGGUGCGGCGCGCGCAACGCGAGACGAAUUUGGACGCUGCGUCAAGCACUCGUGCUGCCGCGACGCAGGCUUUGCUGGCGCUGCAGGCGGCGCAGCCCAGGGCGGAACUUGUUUGUCGCUUGGCCCUUGGUUGUCAUGCCAUGGCGCUCGUGGAGGCCUAA